Molecule: messenger RNA, 1370 nt
Organism: Pangasianodon hypophthalmus (striped catfish)
Lineage: Eukaryota; Metazoa; Chordata; Actinopteri; Siluriformes; Pangasiidae
Product: transcription factor HES-5-like
Exons: 2
Coding region: 1-672 (223 amino acids)
Biological process (GO): anterior/posterior pattern specification; regulation of neurogenesis; regulation of transcription by RNA polymerase II
Cellular component (GO): nucleus
Molecular function (GO): DNA-binding transcription factor activity, RNA polymerase II-specific; protein dimerization activity; RNA polymerase II cis-regulatory region sequence-specific DNA binding
Source: RefSeq, a predicted model, not a curated record
AUGUGGCUGGUCCUCUGGCCUUUAGUCCCAUCCGAGCUCCCCCAUUGGCUGCAGACUGUGAGAACCUCCAGCAAACCCAGGACUCACACAUUCAUAUGGAGAUUAGAGAGUAUAAAUAGAGGAGGGAGAGAGAGAGAGCUCAGCACAGCUCAGAUCUUCUCCUCACAGAGAGCUAACAGAAGAAACACAGCCAUGGCUCCUACAAUCACUGCAUCAAUCAUCAACUCCAACCACCUUCUUCCACUUACUAAUAAGCUGAGAAAGCCAAUAGUGGAGAAGAUGCGUAGAGAACGCAUCAACAGCAGCAUCGAGAAGCUCAAGUCUCUGCUGGGUGGAGAAUUCCUAAAGCAACAGCCUGAUUCCAGACAGGAGAAAGCCGACAUCCUGGAGAUGACAGUUUAUUUCCUGAGACAGCAGCAGCAGUCACACAAGAAGUGGAGCUGCUCCACUGCAGCUGAUGAAGGCUACAGCAGGUGUGUGCAGGAGGCCAUCCACUUCCUGUCUCAGUGUCAAGUACACACUCAGUCCCAGAGAAGACUGCUGAGCCACUUCCUCACCAUGCAGCCUUCCAUGGAGAGCAGAAGUGGUGUUCCUCAGCUCAGCUCUCCAGCCUGCCAGAUCAGCAGCAAAGAGGAGACUCCAGGCUGCAGUGGCCUCUGGAGACCCUGGUAGAGCCGCAUGGACACUUUACCAUUAGGAAACCAACUUACAAAUGCCAUAUUGGCAUUAACUACAGUUUCCUAAAUGUGUUAGAAUAUUUUUGUCCAACUUUUCAUGGACAAAAUAUGACAAGUUGCUUUCAUAUUAGAAAAGCUUGUGUAGAUUUUUCCAUUACUGUGCCGACAUUCUUACUAUGCAAGAAGAACUGCUGCAUCCUUCAAAUAUGUUUUAUACUUUGAAUGUAUAAGGAAAAGCUCGUAUUGAGUAUAAACGUUCUACAUUUGUAGUACAUUAUAAAAUUAUGCUUUCAAUUCGUGAAAGCUUUUGCUCAUUUUCAGAUUUUAUCUCUUAUUGUGUAAGAAUAUGUCUGUUUGAAAGGGGACAUUAACAUUAAUUUGAGCAAAGUAAUGUUCAUCUAUGACCUUAACAUUUGAGUGUGAAAUGUCUGUGACAUUCCCUGAUAGUGUAUGUCUAACUCCUAUGGAGUGAAAUAUAAAUAAAACUUGUGUUUGAGUUCUGUGUUGUUUAUACACUGGUGUAAAAUUAUUUUCUGAUUGUGCAGAGAAUGCAGUGUUGCUUGGAAUUUUAAAAUUCUUCAGACUGAAAAUGAUGAGUUUGCCUUCAGUGAAAGUGAUCAAUGUUACACUGUCAGGAUGCUGAAUUAUUAUUGCCAAAAAUGUUCUGAAAAUAAAUUUUGAUGACACAAUCAA